Mugil cephalus (flathead mullet) is the source of this 3128-nucleotide messenger RNA. RefSeq names its product zinc finger, MYND-type containing 19 (gene zmynd19). The transcript has 6 exons. Lineage: Eukaryota; Metazoa; Chordata; Actinopteri; Mugiliformes; Mugilidae. The record is from RefSeq and is a predicted model, not a curated record. The coding region runs from base 196 to 879 and encodes 227 amino acids.
CUCCGCUUUCCUGCGCCAGCGGCGGUGUGUGUGUGUCACCCACCGAGGCUGGGCUGGAGACAGGGUAAAUCCUCAACCGCUUACCCCAAACUGGCAUCGUAGCGGGGGUGACGGGCCGCCCCGGCGAGUUUUAAACCUGAACACCGUCUUGGUCGGACCCCGCUCCUCUCCGUGUCACCACCGCCCGUCCUCCUGAUGUCGGAUUUCAAGCUCGGGAUCGUACGGCUCGGCCGUGUGGCCGGGAAGACAAAGUAUACGCUGAUUGAUGAACAAGACAUACCACUUGUGGAAAACUAUGCCUUUGAGGCACGUAUGGAAGUAGAUGCUGAUGGCAACGGGGCUAAGAUCUUUGCGUACGCUUUCGACAUUGGCAAAGGCCGCUGGGCAGGACGGCCGCUGCACGAGCUGCUCUGGGAGAAGCACAGAGGAGGCAUCGCCCCCAGUUUUCAAGUCAUCCACAUCAACUCCGUGACGGUGGACAACCGGCUAGACAACCUACGACUGGUGCCAGUGGGCUGGAGCCCCAAGCCCGAGGAGAUUUCCAGCAAGCAGAGAGAGCAGUCUCUGUACUGGCUGGCCAUCCAGCAGGUACCGGCCGACCCUGUGGAGGAGCAGUAUCUGGAGCUGAGCCGCACACGCUACUACAACGCUAACGGGGAGCUGGUGGAAGAAGAGGAGUGCUCCUGUACUUAUUACGAGUGUCAUUAUCCUCCUUGUUCACUCAUUGAGAGGAGGCUGCGAGAGUUCAACAUCUGUGGUCGCUGUCAGGUGGCGCGCUACUGCGGCUCCCAGUGCCAGCAGAGGGACUGGCCCGCCCACAAGAAGCAGUGCCGCGAGCGCAAACGGGUACUGGCUCUGGAGUCGGAGCCCGAACGAUGAUCUGUCCUCAUCCUUGACCAGGGGAGAAGGAGAAGGAGGAGGAGGAGGAGGAGGAGGAGGGCAAACAGGGGGACAGGAUUAGACUUGUGGGGAGGGGAGCGUGGAUGAAGUGCAAAAAAAAAAAAAAAAAAAAAAACGGACGGGGAGGGAGGGGAAUUGCUGACGAGAGACUAAACGACGAUGUUGAAGGAAGGGAAGGAGAAUAAAGCAAAAAGACAUCUGCCACUUCCCAGAACUUGUAAUUCUCCAUAGCUUGCUUUUCAUGUGGAUGACGGGGAAAGAUUUUUAUUUUUUUUUCUUUAUUUUUCUCGAGGAGAGAAAACCUCGAGCUCUACCUGCUGCUAUGGUUUUGUAUGUGAGAGGAGGAGGAGGAGGAGGAAGAGGGGGGGGUGGGGGGGAGUUACGCUUGUUGAUGAACUGGACAAGCACCUUCGGACCACAGUCGGAUCCAGGCUGUCGUCGUCGUCAUCCACUUUUGUUCCUCCACCCGGCCGCCGGGUGCGUCGCAAUGUCUGUGCAAACGGGGGACCCAGGGGCCGCAGCAGCGCCCGCCGUUCAGCUGGUACAACGGGACACGGACCUUUUCACUGUAUCCCUCCCUUUCUGACCUCUCUCACGCGUCGCGGCUGCUGAGUCCACGGUCACCGACACCUUAGCCGCCUCCGCCGCCGCCGCCUCCCCCGUCUGUCCGUCGUAUUCCUCAUGCAGCCAACACACAUCAGCUAGAUUUCACUGAUGGAAUCACACUACCAGUAUUGAGUGUGUGUGUGCGCUUGCGUAUGUAUGUCGAUGAAUGUGCCGCCAAUGUGUACUGAAGGACAAUGAAAUGGUCACUGUGGCUUAGGGGUCUGGUUAAUGCAUCUCUUCUUAAAGGGGCCAUAUUACACAGUUUUAAAUGUCCUAUUUAAUCAUAAAUUGGUGGUUUAAAAUAUUUUCACUGUUCUAUAAUAAAGUAGCUGCCAAAUUAAGGCUUUUUUUUUUUUUUUUUUUUCCUUUUUACAUGUUCUACUUUCUUGAUCAGGCUUCUUUCUUUCGGCGUUUAUGAUUCUACACAAAGUUUUAAUUAAUUCCCCGCCACACCUCAAGAACAUUUUUAAGUAUUUUCCUCUGUUUAAAAAAAAAAAAAAAGCUGAUCCUGCCUCUUUCCAUUUUUCUCACUAACACAAAAAGCACUGACAAAAACGUGAGAUUUAUCUGUACCAAAGUCUACUCUGAUCCUCUGUAGCUUGGCCACUUCUCCACGCCGGUUCAAAUCCCUCCAGUCAGUCUUCAGUUCGCUGGGUUUUUUUAACACCUGUCUUUUAUGAAUGGUAUUUUUACAUCUGCAAGCGUUUAAAUGUGUGCGUUGGUCGGGGGAGUGUUGGGGUUAUUUUUCGAAGAGAUUCUAUCAAUGGAGCUAUAUUUAUUUAAAACAUUUGAUUGUGAAACAUGUUUUUUUUUUCUUUUUUUCUUUUUUUUUUUGUCCUGGUGAUAUUUGAAGGCAAACAUAAUAAGCGGUCGUUUUGUGGGACCUUUAUGUCGUUAUCUUUGCAGGGUGGAGGAGGACUGAACAUUUCAUCCCUGUAUACAUAUAUAAUUUUUUUUUUUUUCCUAAUCCUGAGUGAUUGAGAGUGUCCUUCUCGCUGCUGCCUUUCCAUUUUUUAAAAAUUUUUUUUCCAUGAAAACACUGCACACCGUCACUGAAAUCUUCCACGUGAGAGACGUCUCGGAGCGUAAAACUUGAAUCCCCCCAACCUUCGGUGAAACUCUGUUUUAGUUUUUUUUUUUUGUGAACGGAACCAUUUCCCGCUUCUGUUCCCUGAGACACGGCACGUCCAAGUAAAAAAAGACAAAAAAAAAAACUGCUCUCCUCAAUCGCCUGCCUUCCUCGUAUCGCCCGCAGCGCACGCCCCCGCUCAGUGUGUGUCCCCCCCCCCCCGUGUCUUAGGUGGGGGGGAGACGUUUGAUGAGCAUGUGCGCCACAUGCGACUUGUCGAUUGUUUUUUCUUUUGACGCGUGAACAGGUUUUCGACAGUGCACUAAAAAUCUGGCUCCCCGUGUUUGCGUACUUGUCACAUGUGGGCUGAAGGGCGGGGGUGUGAUUUCAACAGAGUGUACAGAUUGUGUCUGAAAUCUUUGUUUUUGUAAGAGUAUACGCAUUAAUCACCUAGAAAUAAAGAGCUACAAUAUGUAAAUGGAAGUACAGCUGAUGGGGUUAACGCACAGUUGCUUUUUCCAGUGUAAAAUGAUAAUAAAUAAAAUGAACCUCA